Molecule: messenger RNA, 2154 nt
Organism: Nicrophorus vespilloides
Lineage: Eukaryota; Metazoa; Arthropoda; Insecta; Coleoptera; Silphidae
Product: phenoloxidase 2-like
Exons: 7
Coding region: 33-2087 (684 amino acids)
Molecular function (GO): oxidoreductase activity
Source: RefSeq, a predicted model, not a curated record
CAGCGACGAAGGCAGAGAUCACUCGAACAGCCAUGGCCACCGACAAGAAGCAGAACCUUUUGUACCUCUUCCACAGGCCGCAGGAGCCGUCCUUCGUUCCGAAAGGCGAAAACGCGGUUGCCUUCGAUGUGCCCGCAAAAUUCUUGCCGGAGAGGUACAAGCAGCUGGGGACUCAGCUCGAGAGCCGUUUCGGUGAAGCGACCUCGCAGAAGAUCAGUUUGGUCGACAUCAAGGAGCCGAAUCUGACGAACAUCAUGCGUUUGGGAAGACACGAGAACUUCUCCCUGUUCCUACCCAAGCACCAGAACAUCGCUGCCGAACUCAUCAACAUCUUCAUGGCUGCAAAGAACGUGGACGAGCUUCAAUCUUUGGGUGUUUACUGCCGCGAUCGUGUCAACCCUUACCUCUUCGUCUACGCCUUCUCCGUGGCUCUGCUCCAUCGCCCGGACACGCAAGGUGUUAAUCCACCAAACUUCGCGCAGACCUUCCCCGACAAGUACUUCCAAAGUGGAAUCUUCGCCAAGGCUCGUGAGGAAACCAGUGUCGUUCCAACCGGAUCCAGAAUGCCAAUCGAAAUCCCAAGGGAUUACUCAGCUUCUGAUUUGGAUGAGGAGCACAGAGUCGCCUAUUGGCGUGAAGACAUCGGUGUUAACCUUCACCAUUGGCAUUGGCAUCUGGUGUAUCCGACGAACGCCGCUAUGAGCAUCGUCAACAAGGACAGACGCGGUGAACUGUUCUAUUACAUGCACAAUCAAUUGAUCGCCAGAUACAACGUGGAGCGUCUCUGCAAUAAGCUGAAGCGUGUCGUCAAGUACUCCGAGUUCGAGAAACCCAUCAAAGAGGCGUACUUCCCGAAAUUGGACAGUCUCGUUUCGAGCAGGACGUACCCGGCUCGCGUCUCCAAUCAAGUCCUGCAGAACCUGAACCGUCAGCAGGAUGAGAUCGUCAUGGACGUGGCGGCUUUGGAGCGCUGGAGGGACAGGAUCUUCGGCGCAAUCCAUUCAGGAUUCGUCAUGGAUAGAGAUGGAAAGCAAAUACCAUUAACGGAAAACGAAGGUAUCGAUGUUUUGGGCAACGUUUUGGAAUCCACUAUCUUGUCUCCGAAUCCCGACUUUUACGGAAACUUCCACGGCAUGGGACACGUCUUCCUCUCGUACAUCCACGACCCAGAUCACAGGCAUUUGGAGAACUUUGGUGUUAUGGGCGAUUUCGCCACAACCAUGAGAGACCCGAUGUUCUACCGCUGGCAUUCGUACAUCGACGACAUCUUCUUGGAGUACAAGGCCACUUUACCCAGAUACAAUGUCGGUCAGUUGAACUACACCGGCAUCACCGUCGAUUCCGUGUCGAUGCAAGGAGAAGGAAGCAAACCCAACGAGAUCAACACCUUCUGGCAACAAUCCGACGUCGAUCUAUCGCGCGGCAUGGACUUCCAACCUCGCGGAUCCGUCUUCGUCCGAUUGACUCAUCUGCAGCAUCAACCGUACACCUACAACAUCACCGUCAACAACGCUUCGGGAAGCCCGAAGAUGGGCAUGUGCAGGAUCUUCCUCGCGCCCAAAUUCGACGAGAGAGGCAACCCGUGGUUGUUCAGGGACCAGAAGAGCAUGUUCAUCGAACUCGACAAAUUCAAAGUCAACCUGAAAGCUGGAAAGAACACCAUCACCAGGAUGUCCACUCAGAGCUCAGUCACCAUUCCGUUCGAGAGGACCUUCAGCGAUCUGGACACGAACCGCCCGACAGGUGGAGACGCUUUGGCCCAAUUCAACUUCUGCAACUGCGGAUGGCCCCAACAUCUUCUCCUCCCUAAAGGAACACCGGAAGGUUACGUCUGCCAACUCUUCGUCAUGGUUUCCAACUACGAUUUGGACAAGAUCGAUCAAGAUGAGACCGGAGUUUGCAACGACGCUGCAAGCUUCUGCGGAUUGAAGGACAAGAAGUACCCGGAUCGUCGUUCCAUGGGCUACCCCUUCGACAGGAUGCCGAGGAACGGAGUGGACAACCUGCAGCAGUUCCUCACGCCCAACAUGCGCGUCCAAGAUUGCAUCAUCAGACACAACAAUAGGACAAUUAGACGCAAGAAUUAGAAAGGGAACACAAAGAAAACAUGUUAAUUUCGGCUUUACAAAAAAAUAUAUUCCAUAAGCAUUAUUA